AUGCAACUAUUCCAGAAUAUUCUUGUUUCCAUUGCUUUGCUCACCCAGGUAGUUUUUGCUAUUGAGAUCACCGAAAACAAGGUCGAUCGAGGCACAGUCACCUUGAACUUGAGCGACAUUACCAUUUACCCUGGGGCUUCCUGGUCUAUUAUCGACAAUGCUUACACCAGCUUCGUUGGUAAGUUAGACGUCAGGGAUGGUGCGGGGUUGUAUAUCUCCCUGACCUCUCAUCUUUUGGCCCUUCAAGUCAGUUUAACAGCAUUGCUCCACUCCAUCACCAACAACGGAGUCGUCUCCUUUGACUCGCGUAUUUCCAGAACCUCGUCCUCCUAUGACUUGCGAGGCGUCUCCUUCACCAACAACGGGGAAAUGUACUUUGCUGCUUCCGGUGAGUUCUCCAGCUCCACUGCACUCACUUCUGCCCUGUGGACCAACACCAGGUUAUUGCUGUUUUACCAAAAUCAAAGAACCUCCGGCACCGUAAGUCUUGGUAUGCCCUUGGGAUCCAUCACCAACAACGGUCAAGUCUGUUUGAAUAACCAGGUCUACGAACAAACAACCCAAAUUAAGGGUUCGGGUUGUUUCACUGCCAACGGCGACUCCACCAUUUACAUCUCCAACGUUUUGUUAGCUGUUUCCCCCAAACAGAACUUUUACUUGACCGACAAAGGUUCCUCCAUGAUUGUCCAAGCCGUAUCUACCACACAAACAUUCAACGUCUAUGGUUUUGGGGAAGGUAACAAAAUUGGGUUGACUAUUCCAUUGAUGGGAAAUCUCUGGAAUUCAGCAUACGCUUAUGACACCACUUCUGGUAUCUUGACCUUGAGAAAUCUUUUGCUUGAACAAAAAUUUAACAUCGGUACAGGGUACGAUCCAUCAAAAUUCCAAGUGGUCACUGAUUCAGGUUCUGGUAUCCCAUCCACCAUUUUAGGGUCUGUUGCAUAUUACGGGCGUGUUCCAGAAAGAACCUUACCAAAGUCUUGUCAGAUUCCUUGCAAGCCAAUACCAGAGGCUCCAGGAACAACACCAACACAAUACACUACUACCAUCACAAAAACCAACACUGCCGGCAACACCGUCACCGAAAGUGGUGUUGUUAACGUUCUGACAGAUAAAGGCGGCUCAUGGUUCACCACCACCUCAAUGUUCCCAGCAUUGUCCACUGCCCCAUCCACUGCAACUGUUUUCUCUAGUGACACCAUUAUGUCAACAGUUGAACCUGAUACCACAGAAUUGGCCUCACUCACAGAUAUCCCUAUCGAAACAUCAUCAGUUGAAGAGUUGUUAAGUGUUAUGUCUAAUUGGGAACCAUCUUCUGCUCCAACUUUAUCCAUUGAAACACCUGUCUCAAGUCACCACUCUUCUAUGCAACAUUCAUCCUUUGAAUCUUCUGCUGAUAUCAAUACCGUAUUUUCCAGCGAGUCUGCAUUUGAAACAGCCAGUGACUAUAUUGUUUCCACGCCUUCACUGAUUUCACAUUCAACCAUGGUACCUCAAUCGUCUGUUUCUGCCUUGUCCGUUGUUAGUGAGUCGCUCGCUUCUGCUGAGCCAUCAUUUGUCGUCCCAAGUGAAUCAUUCAUCUUCAGUGCAUCUUCUGCUGCCCCCCAACCAUCUAGCAGUACUUAUUCAGUCUCAUUCACCACACAAUUUGAAACCCCAUCUUCUGCUGGUCCCUCAUUGGUUACUUCUGUUGAAUCAAAUACUGAACUUAUUUCAUCUGCCACUCAAUCCAGUGAUAUACAAACUGAGUUCACUUCCACUUGGACUACUACCAAUUCUGAUGGUUCUGUUGUUACUGAAUCAGGUAUCAUAAGCCAAUCAGGUACUUCAUUAACCACCUUGACAACCUUCCAGCCAGCCACUUCAUUAGUUGUUCCACCAUAUAGUGUCAUUGAAACUGAGUUUACAUCAACUUGGACCACCACAAACUCAGACAGCUCAGUGGCUACUGAAUCUGGUGUGGUUAGUCAAUCAGACACUUUAUUAACAACCGUGACUACUUUCCCUCCUGCACCAUCUGCUAUUGUACCUGAAUUCACAUCACCUUGGAAAAUCAACACUUCAAUUGAGUCUAGUGAAACAUUAACUGUUAGUGCCAGCUCAUAUGAGACAGUGGGUGAAUCAUUGGCUGCUGCUACCUCAUCAUACUUGUCUUCUGCUACUGUUGUUGUUGCUCCCUCAGAAUCUGAAAUCAAUACUAGCAGCUCAAUAUUGAAUAAUGAAGAGAUUGCUUCUGCUCCAGUCUCCGACACAACGUCUAUUGCUGAACACCAUGAUGGCUCAUUAUCCAUGACCACAACUGAAUUUGUGAACAGCAAUUCCCUUCCAUCAUCUCAUCUGAUUGUCACUGCCACCAUCACCAGUUGCAACAAAUCCAAGUGUUCUGAAAGUGUUGUUACCUAUGUCUCAAGCGUUUCCUGUGCCACUAUUACUGUGGGAGAUUCCGAGAAAAAUAGUUCCAUCGUUGGUAAUAAUAUCAGUAGUAUCGUGGGUGACGAUGUUUCCAACACACAAGCCAUCACAAUGGCAACUUCCACAGAAAGUGCUACUACCCUCACAAGUGUUUCAGGUGCUAAACCAUCAGUUGCUAACGAUGCCACUAACAGUGUACACACCACUGAUUAUACUACUGCCACUACUGGUGUUCAAAAUGGUUCCAGUUUGUCAAUUCCAUCAGACAUCCCCAUUGAAAUUUCUGACAUCACACCAACUGAUUCUUCUUCUUCGGCAGUUACCAUUUCAUAUGAAAACGGAUCCAAUAAAGAACUGAUUGAAAAUAUUAAAUACUUGACAUUGGUAGUUUUCGGAUUGAUGAUGUUUAUGUGA
Messenger RNA from Candida albicans SC5314, 2826 nucleotides. RefSeq names its product Iff3p (gene IFF3). Lineage: Eukaryota; Fungi; Ascomycota; Pichiomycetes; Serinales; Debaryomycetaceae. The transcript has a single exon. The coding region runs from base 1 to 2826 and encodes 941 amino acids. The record is from RefSeq and is a predicted model, not a curated record.